GAGGAGGGGCGUCACUGACAGGGGGGUGGGGGGGCGAGCGGGACAAGGGUUGCCGUGGCAACUGUAACCUAACGUAACGUAACGUCCGUUGAUUUAAAAAGCCUCCAGGUACUGUCUGUCGUCGUCCCGUCGAGAAAGAGAAGAUGGAGUUUGAGGCGACGGAGACUGUCCCCACGACACCGAGUCGACACGAGAAAAGUUUGGGUCUCCUCACCAUGAAGUUUGUGAGUCUGCUUCAAGAGGCGAAGGAUGGCGUCCUGGAUCUGAAAGUGGCUGCAGACAGCUUGGCAGUGAGGCAGAAGAGGAGGAUAUACGACAUUACCAACGUACUGGAAGGAGUCGGGUUGAUCGAGAAGAAAAACAAGAACAUAAUCCAGUGGAGGGGAGAGAACUCAGGCAGCCAAACUCAGGAGGUGCUGGAGCAGGUGAAGGUUUUGAAGGCCCAAAUCUCAGAGCUGGAGGCUCAAGAGAAAGAGCUGGACAACCAGAAGGCAUGGCUAGAGGAGAACAUCAAACACCUUAACCACGAUCCCUUCACCAGCACUUAUAGAUUUGUCACACAUGAAGACAUCUGCAAUGCCUUCAGCGGCGGCACUCUUCUUGCUGUAGUGGCUCCUGCUGGGACCCAGCUGGAGGUACCGCUACCUGAAACGGGCCAGAGUGGUCAGAAGAAGUACCAGGUGAACCUCCGCAGCCACUCGGCUCCCAUCCAGGUCAUGCUCAUCAACAGAGAUUCAGACUCCACGAUACCCGUGGUGUUCCCUGUGCCGCCCACUGAUGACAUCUGUCCAAUGCCAAGUCCACCCAGCAUCCCCCCGAGCUUGCAGAGGUUCCCUCUCUCCUCGUCGGUGUGCUCCAACUCCACCACCACCACCACCUCCUCCUACUGCAGCCAGGACUCUCUCUGCUCAGACCACCAGAUGGUGCUGCCAGAACAUGAUGAAGUGCUGAUGCCAUCGUCCACCCCUCCUGAUGUGCAGAUGGAGUGUCACAGCCAGUCGGCAGCAGUGUUGCAGCAGCAGCAGCAGAUGGACCUGGCGGGCCAAGAGUUCCAGUCAGUACUGGAUGUGAGCAGCCUGCUGAAGCUCAACGCUGCUGGAGACCACAUGAAGGACGACCGAGAGGCAGCUGUCGACCUAAUUGAUGAGCUAAUGUCCACUGACGGAAUAGACUACAGCUUCAACCUGGACGACAACGAGGGAGUUUGUGACCUGUUUGAUGUGCAGAUCCUCAAUUACUGAUGACUCACAGCGCCUCGGCUGUACGCUUAUACAAUCUCAGGAGGCACCUUUUGCCUCUCUCUCUAAAGACGCUUCAAAGAUGCCUUUUCACAUUUUUGUUAUAAUUGCACAGCUGAUACUCAAACAUACCAUUGAAAUCUUAAAAAAAAGCCUUUACACAUGUUUAGACUUCACUGCUGGCUGCCAGACAGUUUACGACACUUGCUGUUUGCCCUCAGCCAACAUAAUUAAUUUAGCAUGAGAUAUUUAUGAAGCCACAAGUCAUUAUUUGUCCAAUUUAAUGGUUUACUGGGUAAAUAUCAUUCAGAGAAAUUAGCUGCCCAGUGGAAGUAAGCCAGGACAAAUCCUUCAGCCUCCUACUGCACUUUUGUGUGUGCAUAUUUUUGUAUUUUUCCACAUCCAGUGGAAAUCCUGAGACUUGACGACUGUUUUACUUUCUGUUUAUGACCAGUUGGGAUUGUGAGAGUGUUUUCCUUCAGUUGAUAAUCACAGUAACAAUUCAGUAUUGGCUUUUUUUCUUUCUAACAUUUGAUACAGGGUUGAUGAUCUAGUUCAGGGUGUGUAAGUAACUUUCUUUAAAAAAGCAUAUUGUGUAAAAACUUACCCAAUUCCAUAGUUAUAUUUGAUAAAAGGGCAUAUUGUAUUUAAUGAGUGGAUGUUUAGGUUACCUUUUGUGACCUUGUUCUCAUGUGAAAAUGCCAGAAAGAUUUCUUUUCUAAAUUAAUGUGACACUGCCAUUUUAGGCCUCUAAAUUUUUGUUUUUUAAAAUGUUUUAUAUAUAAUUAGUUAUAUAUUUGAAUAAUAAAUAUUUUUUAUUUAACUUAAGAAAAAAAUAUACUUUGUUCUAGUUUGUUGAAAGUGAAGCUGGUUGACUGCCUUAAUUGUAAUAAGAAGUGAAUUAGCCAUAUUUCUGAUCUGGAAUAUCAGAUGUUAAGAGCCCUAAGUGGUAUUUUUGUAUAUUUAUUGUUUUCUUUGAUUACAAGAGGUCAUGUUUUUGUGACAUUUUGUUGUUUAUUUGCACAUUUUUGAAAGUUUUUUCAAUAAAUGGAUUUAAUCUUGAUUUACAAA
This is a messenger RNA of Sebastes umbrosus (honeycomb rockfish), 2309 nucleotides long. RefSeq names its product E2F transcription factor 5 (gene e2f5). The transcript is spliced from 9 exons. The record is from RefSeq and is a predicted model, not a curated record. Gene Ontology annotation, biological process: regulation of transcription by RNA polymerase II. The coding region runs from base 144 to 1241 and encodes 365 amino acids. Gene Ontology annotation, cellular component: RNA polymerase II transcription regulator complex. Lineage: Eukaryota; Metazoa; Chordata; Actinopteri; Perciformes; Sebastidae. Gene Ontology annotation, molecular function: DNA-binding transcription factor activity, RNA polymerase II-specific; RNA polymerase II cis-regulatory region sequence-specific DNA binding; protein dimerization activity.